This is a messenger RNA of Syzygium oleosum, 897 nucleotides long. RefSeq names its product probable leucine-rich repeat receptor-like protein kinase At1g35710. The record is from RefSeq and is a predicted model, not a curated record. The transcript has 2 exons. The coding region runs from base 1 to 897 and encodes 298 amino acids. Lineage: Eukaryota; Viridiplantae; Streptophyta; Magnoliopsida; Myrtales; Myrtaceae. Gene Ontology annotation, molecular function: protein binding.
AUGACCGCAGCUACAUGGAUCGUUAUUGCCCUUGCUCUAUCCCACAACCGCCCUGCCAUUGCCGCGGGAACAGAGGCGGAUGCUCUUCGUCGCAGUGGGUGGUGGCCUGACUACAUUACGAGAAACACUUCCUUGUCACAUUGCAUGUGGUGGGGUAUUUCGUGUGACGAUUCUGGAAACGUCGUCGAAAUAAACAUGCCACCAAGAGGUUGCUACGGCCGCUGGUUCAGAAGUAAUUUGAUCAGCAUGAAUUUCUCUCUACUCCCGAAUCUCGGCUCUCUUCAGCUGCCUUAUAAUUACCUCACCGGUAUCACUCCCCUUCAAAUAUGUGCACUCCCAAAGCUUUGGCACCUUGAUUUGUCCAACAAUUACCUAACCGAAUUGGGGAAUCUAAAGAGUCUAAUCCACCUAGAUUUCAAUUUCAAUUUGCUUCCUGGCCCUAUCCCUCCGACUCUAACAAAAUUGAGGAACUUGACUCAUCUCUAUUUGCAAGGAAAUGCCUUCAAUGGAUCUAUUCCUCCGGAAAUAGGGAACUUGACAAACUUGGCAUAUCUGAGUAUGGAAGACAACAGAAUCGGUGGAUACAUCCCUCCAGAAUUGGGAAAUCUAAAGAGGCUGAUCCAUCUAGAUUUCAGUUUCAAUUCGCUUCAUGGCCUUAUCCCUCCGACUCUAGCGAAAUUGAGGAACUUGACUCAUCUCUAUUUGCAAGGAAAUGCCUUCAAUGGAUCUAUUCCUUCGGAAAUAGGGAACUUGACAAACUUGGCAUAUCUGAGUAUGGAAGACAACAUAAUCGGUGGAUAUAUCCCUCUCGAAUUGGGAAAUCUGAAGAAAUUGAUCUACCCGAAUCUCAAUUCCAAUUUGCUUCACAGCACGAUCCCUCUGACUCUUGGUGUCUAA